AGCGAGACUGGGGCCGGCAUGGCGAGUGGGACCCUGAGGGGAGCGAGACUGGGUGGGGCCGGCAUGGCGAGUGGGACCCUGAGGGGAGCGAGACUGGCGUCCGAGGAGCGGGAGUGGGGCAGACGGGCGGCCCGGCUGCGGGCCGAGCUGGAGCGGGAGCGGCGGCUGGAUGAGGCGCUGCGGGCGGCAGAAGAGAACAGAAAGCAGAGAGCGCUGCAGCUGGAGCGAGAGCAAAAGCUGGCGGCUGAGCUGGCGAGGCGGGACCGCGAGAAAAUUAAAGAUGAGAAGAUCAGGCAACAAGUCAGAGCAAACAGUCUUGAACUUCGAGAGUUAGAAAGAAAGCUGAAAUCUGCUUAUAUGAAUAAAGAACGUGCUGCACAGAUUGCUGAAAAAAAAGCUAUAUACAAUGAGAAAAUGAAAUGGGAGGAUGAAGUAGCCCAAGAGAUGAAGGAAGAUUAUGACAGGUAUCUGAAAGAAGAAAUGUCUGCAGAACUGAGGCGAAACCAGGAGAAGAAAACGUACCAUCAAGAACUGGACAAACAGGUUGAGGAACAGGAGAAGAAGAAGCAAGAGGCUUAUGAAGAGUUUCUAAGAGAGAAACACAUGAUUGAUGAAAUUGUAAAAAAGAUCUAUGAAGAAGACCAAAUGGAAAAACAACGGAAGUUAGAUAAAAUAAGAGAAACUCAGACAUAUAUUGAAGAGUUUAUAAAAGAACAAGCUAUCUGGAGGAAAAGGAAACAGGAGGAGAUGGAAGAAGAAAAUAGGAAAAUUAUGGAGUUUGCUAACAUGCAACAACAAAGAGAAGAUGGUUGGAUGGCUAAAGUUCGAGACACUGAGGAGAAAAAACAGAGAGUUCAAAACAUGGUUGCCAAGACCAUGGAAAGAGAAGAACAGAGGCGUAAAGAACAGGAACAAAUCCGCCAAGAUCUGUAUCUGGAAGAACAAGAAGCGAUAGAAAGGAGGAAGGAGAUGGAAGAAAUUGAAAAGAGAAUAAGGCAGCGCCUAGACUUAAGGCAAACAUAUGAAAAGCAACUUGCUCUAAAGGCAGCAGCACAACAAGCUAUGAGAGAAGAGGAGGAAGCUCUCCGGCAGCGGAUUUUGGCCAAGCUGGCCGAGGAAGAUCGCAUUGAGCAGCUGAACACGCAGAAAAGGAGAAUGAGACAGCUUGAACACAAAAUGGCCGUGGAAAAAAUUCUUGAGGAACGUCGCAAACAGUGUAUUGCAGAAAAAGAGCAUGAACUUCAAGAAAGAGAGUUAGAGAAGAGAAGACAAGAAAGUAUCCGUGCAAUUAUUGAAGAGGAGAGACAGAAACUCUUGAAAGAGCAUGCAUGGAAAUUGCUGGGUUAUCUUCCUCGAGGAAUACUCAAAGACGAAAACGACAUUAACAUGCUUGGAGAAGAUUUCAGGUUGGCUUACCAGCAGAGAAGAGGUAAUGAACAUUCAGAAGAGAGCUGAACCUUCCCCCAGCUCAGCUCCUGCUUUGCCACUAGGUGUCAUCUGAUUCCCAGUGAAAACUUCCAUUUGCUUUUAACAGUGAGCAUUAACAGCCUUCAUUUUAAAAUCAAAGUUCUAAACGGAUGAGCAGUUAGUUUUAUAGAAGUGUGUGCUUGUGUGCUCCACUUGCAUUUUUCACCAAUAAACUGUUCUGGAGUUCUCA
Molecule: messenger RNA, 1657 nt
Organism: Vidua macroura (Pin-tailed whydah)
Lineage: Eukaryota; Metazoa; Chordata; Aves; Passeriformes; Viduidae
Gene: MNS1
Product: meiosis specific nuclear structural 1
Exons: 10
Coding region: 19-1455 (478 amino acids)
Biological process (GO): cilium organization
Cellular component (GO): motile cilium
Source: RefSeq, a predicted model, not a curated record